AAUGAUACUUAAAUGCUAAAACUUUCAAUUCUUCAGAUAACCAAGAUGCACUUCCAGUGGGACUGGCUGUGCUUGCGUGUCCUGAUAAUUAGCUCAGUGACUGCAGGAAUGCGAAACAAAGAAAAUCUGGAUGCAGAUGUUGAAGUGGAGAAUUUUGACAAGCAGUCCCAAGAAGCUGAUGUUGACAGAGAUAAAUCUUCUAUAGAGGUUGUGUACCAGACUCCAAAGCCAACUGGGGAAGUGUAUUUUACAGAAACCUUCGAUGAAGGAUUGUCUGGGUGGGUGUUGUCUGUAACUCUGAAAGAAGACAUGGAUGAUAAUGUUGCUAAAUAUGAUGGAAGAUGGGAAGUAGAAGAGCUGAAAGAAAACGCAAUGCCCGGAGACAGAGGAUUAGUGUUAAAAUCAGUGGCAAAGUAUCAUGCAAUAUCAGCAAUGCUAACGAAAGCAUUUGUUUUUGAUGACAAACCUUUGAUUGUUCAAUAUGAAGUGAAUUUUCAAAAAGGCAUUGACUGUGGUGGUGCAUAUAUUAAACUUCUCUCCAGUAGCAAUGACUUGAAUCUGGAAUACUUUUUUGACAAAACACCCUACACUAUUAUGUUUGGACCAGAUAAAUGUGGAGAAGAUUACAAACUACAUUUUAUCUUCAGACAUAAGAAUCCUAAAACUGGAGAGUAUGAUGAAAAACAUGCUGAACGUCCUGAUGUAGACCUAAAAAAAUACUAUUUGGACAAGAAGACACAUCUAUAUACUCUUGUGCUAAAACCAGAUGAUACAUUUGAAAUAUUAAUCGACCAAAUAGUUGUCAGUAAAGGAAGUCUUCUUGAGAAUAUGAUUCCUCCAGUAAAUCCUUCCAAAGAAAUAGAGGAUCCUACUGAUAAGAAGCCUGAUGAUUGGGAUGAGAGACCAAAAAUACCUGAUCCAAAUGCUGUCAAACCAGAUGACUGGGAUGAAGAUGAACCUGCCAAAAUAGAAGAUCCUGAUGCUGUUAAGCCUGAGGGGUGGCUUGAUGAUGAACCACAGUAUGUUCCAGACCCUAAUGCAAAUAAACCAAAGGACUGGGAUGAAGAAAUGGAUGGGGAGUGGGAAGCCCCUCAGAUCCCUAAUCCAAAAUGUGAGACUGCACCUGGUUGUGGAGAGUGGGUGCAUCCCAUGAAGAAUAACCCAAAGUAUAAAGGAAAAUGGAGAGCACCUAUGAUAGAUAAUCCUAACUAUCAGGGAAUCUGGAGCCCUCGGAAAAUACCAAAUCCUGACUAUUUUGAAGAUCUUCAUCCAUUCAAGAUGACCACUGUCAGUGCUAUUGGUUUAGAGCUGUGGUCUAUGACAUCUGAUAUCUACUUUGAUAAUUUCAUCAUAUGUUCAGAAAAAGAAGUAGCAGAUCGCUGGGCAGCAGAUAGCUGGGGUUUGAAGAAAUUAGUAGCAAGUGCUAAUGAGCCUGGUAUGUUUAGUCAAUUGGUGACUGCUGCAGAAGAACACCCAUGGCUCUGGGUUCUUUAUAUCUUGACUUUAGCUCUCCCUAUUGGUCUAAGUGUGUUGUUCUGCUGGCCAGGAAAGAAAUCAGAUGAAUAUAUUAACUUCAAAAAACCUGAUGUAUCUAAGCAAAUUACAAAGGGAGAACAAAAGGAAGAGACAGAAGAGUUGGAAGAUAAUGAACUAGAAGAGGAAAAAGAAAAUGAAGAUACUGGUGAAGAUGAGAGAAGAGAAAUGGAAACAAAAAGAGAGCUUAUAAAGGAUACAAAGAAGAUGCGAAGAGAGGCUCCUGUUUCAGUAAAAUUAACUACUUCUGCAGAAGAUGAAGGUGGUGAAGAUAUUUAUGAUGAUGAUGAAGAAAAUGAAGUUCCAGAUGAAAGUCAAGAAGGUGAUGAUAGAUCAAAUAAAUCUGAUUCAGAAGAUGAGAGGAAAGAAGCAGAUGAAGGAAUGGGAGAUCGUCCACUGAAAUCAGUGCGCAAAAGAAGAGUACGAAAGGACUAAGUUAUUUCUAGCUGGUGUUUACAGGUCUAGAGACAGUGACAACAACUUUUGGUGCACCACUUCAGUGGGCCUGGAAAAUUCCUGAGCUUUGAUGAGAAAAAGAGCGGGGGUGGGGUGCUAUUUAACCUCUUUAUUUUAAUUCUCGGACUGCUUUAGCCACCCCAAACUUCCUCAAUUCCAUUUUUUUAAUGAUAAGUGCUAUCUGUAAAGAGUUAACUGGUUUUUCAAAUUCAAAAUAAAAGGGAAAUUACAAGUUGACCAGCUAAAUUUUAGGUGAAGAUUCGAUGUUUCUUAGAAAUUAGUAUUAGUUGGAAAUAAACUUACUCUGAAUAUUUUUUAAAUGAAUGCAUCAUAAUACUUUUGUAGCUCUAGCACAAAACAAGCUGUUUACAGUUUUCAGCUAAAAAGAGGAUGGUAGUUUAGAUGUAGCAUCUAUAGCAGUUCACAUUGCUGAGAAAAGGUAUUUUCUUCUGUGCAGAGCUAAAUGCAAUAAUUGUUUUUGUAUGAUGAUUUUGUGCUAGCAACAAUUUUUAUUGUAAUUUAUUUAUUUUAGUUGAUCUUGUUACAUGGGUGGUCACCUGUUCACUUAAGGCAUUGAUUACAGUAAUUUAUUUUCAAGAUAUAUUUUAAAAUAGAAUACAAGUGGUAAUUGAUGUGACUUGUUUUACUCUUGAAUGCAGGUAUCAAAUCUGCAGAAGUCAUAUACAGAUGAUUUUUUCAAACUUUUAUAGUUCUCAUGUUCCAAACCAGAGUGGUAUAACCUGUUCAUAGAAUACUUGCUAAGUGUAUAUUGUCACCUUAAAAUAUUUAUUAAUUCUUGCUUAAUAUGGAAUUUACUGAUAUACAUAAGAAUUUUUGAUGGAUUAAGUUUUUUACGAUGUGAGUAACUUGGGCAUUCUCAUAGUUUAAAUAAACUGCUUAUUGUAAAGAAACUUGGUUUCAUUUAAGUUCAGCUGUAUAUUAAACAGUAAAAUUUCAGUCACCAGAAACCUCUUGCUACUUGGCAGCUGCCUGUAGUAGAAUGUGUAAAUGCUAGCAGAAGUAGUCAUACAUUACAAACAAGUAGAAAUACAUUAAUUCAUAAGGAAUCUAACAGAUUUUCUUGUGCCUGUCAUAAAAUUUACCUGCUUUCAAAAGAAGUAUUUUCACAGCAGAUUCCAUGGAAGUCUCUAAGAAAUGAAUGCUUAACCCUAAUGAAGAAGCCCGUGUCCUCAAAUGCUUGUUUCAAAGUGUUCAAAAGUUAAUUAUACAUGAUUUUUACUUGGUGUGAAUCACAUGGAAAUGUCUGUAAGUUUUUUGUUUAACUUGGGGCUUUUUUUGUCCUUUUUUUUUUUUUUUAAGUUAACUGCAAGUUGCCACCUCUUUAUUUAGGGUGUCUAUGCAAAAGGCAAGAAGUGAAAACUCCAGAUUACUCCUCAGCAAUAGAUAAAAGCUGUUACCAGUGUAGUAUUCUGCUGGCAACAGUUAGGGUGAGCUGUCAGGGAGCACUUCAGCUCACCUUUUAAAUUAAUUAUGUCUUAGUCUGAUAGAAGUCCUUUGGAAUUGUUAGAGCAUUUGGAUGUCCUGGGAGUCUGGUUUGUUUGCGUAGGGGUUUUGGAGGGGUUUUUUUCCUCUGAUAUGUGAUAGUUACUCUAGUUAUUAUCAUUUCUUUGAUGUAAUUUAGUUACUCCAGAGAUUAGUCACCCCAUAGGGGAUGGGCAUAUUCCCUUAGGUUUUUGAACUUAAAAAAAAA
Messenger RNA from Cyanistes caeruleus (blue tit), 3700 nucleotides. NCBI's taxonomy places the organism in Eukaryota, Metazoa, Chordata, Aves, Passeriformes, Paridae. The record is from RefSeq and is a predicted model, not a curated record.